Molecule: messenger RNA, 324 nt
Organism: Geodia barretti
Lineage: Eukaryota; Metazoa; Porifera; Demospongiae; Tetractinellida; Geodiidae
Source: the annotation of a GenBank genome assembly
AUGUCGCCGCUGUUUGGGCCGCCGGAGCAAGCCGGGGCGAAGGGGUUCUACUACGAGCCUAUGUCGCUUGAGACCGCUGGGCGCAUACGCCACUGGGCGGCUCCGAAUCUGGACAAUGCGCAGCUGACGGAUGUGGAUACGGCAAUAGACGAGGCGAACAUCUACAAGCAGUACGGCGGCGGCUCGCUGGUGGAUGCGACCAGCAUCGGCAUCAAGCGGGACGCGAUGGGACUGGCGCGCAUUUCGCGGGCGACGGGCGUGAAUAUCAUCAUGGGGCGUCGUACUAUGUGGACGCGGCGCAUCCGGCGGCAUGGACUGACAUGA